Molecule: messenger RNA, 1599 nt
Organism: Paraphaeosphaeria sporulosa
Lineage: Eukaryota; Fungi; Ascomycota; Dothideomycetes; Pleosporales; Didymosphaeriaceae
Product: cytochrome P450
Exons: 4
Coding region: 1-1599 (532 amino acids)
Molecular function (GO): iron ion binding; heme binding; oxidoreductase activity, acting on paired donors, with incorporation or reduction of molecular oxygen
Source: RefSeq, a predicted model, not a curated record
AUGAUGGGCUCGUUGCUCUUGCAGGCUGCGCUCUUUGUGUCUGCGCUAGUGCUGCUGUUUUUGACAGUGUACUUCUACCUGGUUCCCAACUUCAUCAAGGAUUCGAGAAGACGAAAGUUACCCCCGGGACCACCAGGACUUCCUUUCAUUGGCCAUCUCCUUGACUUCGCAGAUAGCGAAGCUGUACGCGAUAAAGUCACUGCGUGGCACAAGCAAUAUGGCUCUAUCUUCUACACCAAGCUCGGUGGCACCGACUACAUCUGGCUAUCAACACCAAAAGCGGUAAAAGACCUCAUGGACAAAAAGUCUUCCAUCUACUCCUCGCGAGCUCCCUUUCCUCUAGCCCAGGACGUCAUGAGCGCCGGUCGCCGGCAGCUCUUCAUGCCGUAUGGCCCGCGCUGGCGCUCUAUUCGCAAACACUCACAUGCCCUGUUGAACCUUAACACAUCCGUCAAAUACCAGCCUGUACAAGACUUUGAGUCGAAACAGCUGCUCGUCGAUUUCCUCACCAGCCCAAAGGACUUUUACAUGAUGAACAGACGCUACUCGGCGUCCGUCAUCAUGCUGGUAACCUACGGCUACCGUAUUCCCUCCUGGGAAGACCCGCUGAUCAAGAAGAUAUACACUGUACUGGAUAACUUUACUGAGAUGACUGCGCCUGGCGCCUACGCAAUUGACAGCUUUCCUUCUCUGACCUUCGUCCCCGAGCGCCUGCUGGGAAACUGGCGCACCCACGGACGCCGCGCGUUCGAGCACGACAGUAAAGUGUACAUGGAUCUAUGGAACAGACUGAAGCGGGAGACAGAUGCCGGCGAGGCUAAGGACUGCUUUACCAAGACCUUCUAUUUGAAUGAUCCUGCGAAGAGCGGGAUCGAUGAUCUAGCUGCGGCGUAUACGUGUGGAGGGUUGAUAGAAGCGGGGUCCGAGACGACGGCUACGACGCUGAACAACUUCAUGCUAUGUAUGACACUAUUCCAGGACGCGCAGAGGAAGGCGCAGGAAGAGCUCGAUCGUGUGGUCGGAAGCGGAAGACUGCCGGACUGGGGCGACGAGAAAGAUCUGCCGUAUGUGCGAAGUUUGAUCAAGGAGGUACUGAGGUGGCGGCCGGUGAACAAAUUCGGCAUGACACAUGCAACGAGCGAGGAUGAUUGGUACGACGGAUACUUUGUGCCGAAGGGGGCGGUGGCUGUACUGAACUGGUGGGCCAUCCAUCGCGACCCAGAUCUAUGGGAGAACCCGGAUCAUUUUGACCCAUCGCGAUAUCUGGAUAAACCGCUUUCCGCUGCAGACUAUAUCAACGCGACCGAUCCCUACGAGCGCGAUCAUUUUACGUACGGGGCCGGGAGACGCGUGUGCCCAGGUGUGCAUGUGGCCGAGCGCUCUCUCUUCAUCAAUAUCUCCAGGGUCCUUUGGGGGUUCAAUAUCGUGAAGAAGAAAGGCCCGGAUGGAAAAGUGAUCGAGCCGACACAAGAGAUGGUCAAAGGCUUCUUCUCCGUGCCAAUCCCGUUUGAGUGCGAGAUCCUGCCAAGGAGUGAAGAGCAUGCAAAGGUCAUGCAGGAAGAAUUUGCUAAAGCCGAGAAAGAAGGUAUAAACUUUUAA